Messenger RNA from Chrysochloris asiatica (Cape golden mole), 1671 nucleotides. It is a transcript of the gene RAB11FIP3, whose product is annotated as RAB11 family interacting protein 3 (class II). Lineage: Eukaryota; Metazoa; Chordata; Mammalia; Afrosoricida; Chrysochloridae. Gene Ontology annotation, biological process: endocytic recycling; regulation of cytokinesis. Gene Ontology annotation, cellular component: endocytic vesicle; cleavage furrow; midbody. The transcript is spliced from 14 exons. The coding region runs from base 208 to 1671 and encodes 487 amino acids. The record is from RefSeq and is a predicted model, not a curated record.
GACUUAACUAAAUACUUGGAUCCUGGUGGGCUUGGUGUGAUCAGCUUUGAAGACUUCUAUCGAGGCAUCGCGGCCAUCAGAAAUGGAGAUUCUGAGAGCCUGCUGUACGACAUCGCCCCCACGCAGGAUGAGGAGAGCCCAGCGUGUCCUGAUGAGUUUGACGACUUUGUCACCUAUGAGGCCACGGAGGUGACAGACAGUGCAUACAUGGGCUCCGAGAGCACCUACAGCGAGUGUGAGACCUUCACGGAUGAGGACACGAGCACCCUGGUGCAGCACGAGGCUGAUGCCGACAGUGCGGGCGGCUCCGCCGUGCCCUCCGAGUGCCUGGAUACUGUGGAGGAACCUGACCCCGGCGCCCUACUGCUGCUCCCUGGCAGACCCCACCCACACAACCCACCCAUCGUCACAGUCAUCGGUGGUGAGGAGCACUUUGAGGACUAUGGUGAGGGCAGCGAGGGCGGCCUGUCCCCAGAAGCCCUGUGUGAUGGGGAAGACCGCUGCAGCGACCCCACCCUGCUCACCCCCAGCUCCGGCCCGCUUGCUGCCAAACUGCACAGCAUCCUCACUGAUGAGGCCUUUGAGUUUUACUGUAGCCAGUGCCACAAACAAAUCAACCGCCUUGAGGACCUUUCUGCCCGCCUGAGUGACCUUGAGAGGAAUAGCCCAACAAGGCGACUUUCCAGCAAGAAGGUUGCAAGGCAUCUUCACCAGUCUGGGACCCUGACCAUGGAUGCUCUGGAGGCCCUGUCCCCCGACCCCGUGGAGGGCAUUGAGGAGGCCAUUGCUGACAAGGUCGUCUUCCUGGAGAAGCGGGUGUUGGAGCUGGAGAAAGACAGUGUGGCCAAUGGGGAGCAGCACAGCCGCCUGCGGCAGGAGAACCUGCAGCUUGUGCACAGAGCCAACGCCCUAGAGGAGCAGUUGAAGGAACAGGAGCUGCGGACCUGUGAGCUGGUCCUGGAGGAGGCCCGGAAGCAGAGGGAGCUGCUCUGCAGGAUGGAGCGGGAGAAGAGCAUCGAGAUCGAGAGCCUGCAGGCCAGGCUGCAGCAGCUAGACGAGGAGAAUGGUGAGCUUCGGUCCUGCACACCCUGCCUGAAGGCCAGCAUCGAGCGCUUGGAGGAGGAGAAGCAGAAACUGCUGGAUGAGAUGGAGGAUCUGACACUGCGGCUCAGUGAGGAGCAGGAGGGCCGACGAAGGCUGGGUGACAGACUGAGCCACGAGCGGCACCAGUUCCAGAAGGACAAGGAGUCCACGCAGGAGCUGAUCGAGGACCUGCGGAAACAACUAGAGCAUCUGCAGCUGUUGAAGCUGGAGACGGAGCAGCGGCGAGGCCGGAGCAGCAGUGCCGGCCUUCAGGAAUACCACAGCCGCACCCGAGAGAGUGAGCUAGAGCAGGAAGUGCGAAGGCUGAAGCAGGACAACCGUAGCCUCAAGGAGCAGAAUGAGGAGCUGAAUGGACAGGUCAUCACCCUGAGCAUCCAGGGAGCCCGGAGCCUCUUCUCCACCUCCUUCUCCGAGUCGUUGGCCGCAGAGAUCAGCUCCGUCUCCCGAGAUGAGCUCAUGGAGGCCAUCCAGAAGCAGGAGGAAAUCAACUUCCGCCUGCAGGACUACAUCGACCGCAUCAUUGUGGCCAUCAUGGAGACCAACCCGUCCAUCCUGGAGGUGAAGUAG